Molecule: messenger RNA, 927 nt
Organism: Haliotis rufescens (red abalone)
Lineage: Eukaryota; Metazoa; Mollusca; Gastropoda; Lepetellida; Haliotidae
Product: B-cell receptor-associated protein 29-like
Exons: 4
Coding region: 95-376 (93 amino acids)
Biological process (GO): endoplasmic reticulum to Golgi vesicle-mediated transport; intracellular protein transport
Cellular component (GO): endoplasmic reticulum; endoplasmic reticulum membrane
Source: RefSeq, a predicted model, not a curated record
CACCGUUCUGCUACUCCUGCCGGGGAUUUCACCGAAUGUGUGGAGCUUCUUCUUGACGUCAUUUCCGUUUCAAUGGCUCGUAGGAAAUAUCCAGAUGAUGUUUUGGACUGCAGUCUUCACGAUUGGUGUUGUUUUUGGAGAUGCUGUCAUGCAGUACAAGAAGUGCAGAGGUUUACUGCCAAAGGAGAUUACGAACGCGCAGCAGGAGGUGAUUAUGUCGACAAGGGCCGAAAUGUUCCGGGCUCAGAGGAAUCUCUACAUAUCCGGUUUCGUUCUUCUGUUGGCUUUCGUGAACAAACGUCUGGUGGUUCUUUUGAUAAACAAGGCCCAUAUGACACAACACGAGGACAGAUAUCAUCACAGAUAUCUAAACUGAGGAGGGCACCUGGUUGCUGUAAAGACGGGAGGCCAUGCAUGAAUGUGUUGGUUUUUUAUACCCCCAAUCUUAAAGGGGAGAGGAAUAUAGUUAUACCAUAUAUGGGAAGUCUGCCCAUCCUCCCAAGGACAUAUUUUCUCUUGAAGUUGGUGCGACCUAUAACUUGAAAACUACUGCAGGGAUUCUUUUCAAAUUUAGGGAACAGUUUCCAUGCCAACAGAAGAGGUGCAGUGCAAAGAUUAAUUUUGAUAUGAGUAUUUUCAGAAAGAUAUGAUAUUGUUCAUGUAGUGAACUUAGAAUUUGUCUAUUCCAACAUAUGUGCGACCAAUAACUUUAAAACUACUGCAUGGAUUCUUUUCCAAUUAGGGGUACAGUUUCUAUACCAAUAGGAGAGGUGCAGUGCGAAGUUUAUUUUCAAUUUUUGGAUUUUCUGAAAAAAAUACAACUUUUUUAUUUACUUAGGAGUUUUGUACUAAAACAUUUGUGCGACCUACAACUUGAAAACUACUGCAUUGAUUCUUUUCAAAUUGGGGGUACAGUUUCUAUACCAA